AUGGAAAAAGAUGAUCCAUCACUUGCAAUGAAAGUAAAAAAACUCUACAAAGAUAUUAAUCUUCAGGUCAUCAUCCUUGCUGGCACUGACACGUCAUCAGUGACAAUGGAACUCAACCACCCAGAAGUACUGAAGAAGGCCAGGGCGGAGCUGGACUCCUACGUGGGGCAAGAUCGCUUGGUUGACGAAGCCGAUCUCCCCAACUUGCAUGACUUGCAAGCCAUCAUCUCUGAGACCCUACGACUAUUCUCGCCGGGGCCGCUGCUUUUACCCCACGCGCCGUCCGCCGAUUGUACGGUGCUGUGGGUCAAUGCAUGGGCCAUUCACAGGGACCCCAGGGUCUGGGCCGAGCCCACGUGA
This is a messenger RNA of Diospyros lotus (date-plum), 360 nucleotides long. Its product is annotated as isoflavone 2'-hydroxylase-like. The transcript has 2 exons. Lineage: Eukaryota; Viridiplantae; Streptophyta; Magnoliopsida; Ericales; Ebenaceae. The coding region runs from base 1 to 360 and encodes 119 amino acids. The record is from RefSeq and is a predicted model, not a curated record. Gene Ontology annotation, molecular function: oxidoreductase activity, acting on paired donors, with incorporation or reduction of molecular oxygen; heme binding; iron ion binding.